Molecule: messenger RNA, 222 nt
Organism: Aspergillus niger
Lineage: Eukaryota; Fungi; Ascomycota; Eurotiomycetes; Eurotiales; Aspergillaceae
Exons: 3
Coding region: 1-222 (73 amino acids)
Source: RefSeq, a predicted model, not a curated record
AUGCAGGCAAGCAAAUGCGAGACGCGCAAGACGAGAGAACAGGAAACAAAGGAAACAAAGAGUGAGGAAAGUGAUAGAAAUGAAUUCUCCAAACAGAUUGAAGCACGAAGUCAGGGGGGCGCCGUCGCAAUACGGGUAUCUGCAGUUGGAUCAGGGCCUUUAGGGAUACGGCUUGGACGGAUGUCCUUCCUAGAUCACAUAUUCGAUUUCAAGUACUCCUAA